CUGUGGCAGAAGGACAACAGAGAGGAUGGUGGAGGAGGUGCUGUCAGUAGCUGCAUGUUACCCGUCCGUGAGCUCAACCUGGCGUAAAAGAGCAGGUUCAUCACGCUGGACAGCAGGAGAGCGCUGUAACGUGUGCUGCUCCUGGGUGAGGCAAGCAGCUAUCCAUUGCAAUCUGAAUCCGAAUGGUAUUGAUCACCCUGUCCCCACAGAAGGUAUUAGUCUGCAACUUGAAGGUGAAGGAGUUGAAUCGCCCUCUGCGAAGAACACCAGUGCUCCAAAAGGGCCUGAGUCAAAAGAGACACCCAAAAAGCAACAAGUGGAACCAGAAAUAUCUAAGUCCGGGACUGUGAAGCUGACCAAGCCUGUGGCAUUAUGGACCCAGCAGGAUGUCUGCAAAUGGCUGAAGAAACAUUGCCCUAAUCAGUAUCAAAUCUACAGUGAGUCAUUCAAACAGCAUGACAUAACUGGCCGUGCUUUGCUGAGACUUACUGACAAAAAGCUUGAACGAAUGGGCAUUGCCCAGGAAAGCCUGCGACAGCACAUUCUGCAGCAAGUCCUUCAGCUGAAGGUGAGAGAAGAAGUCCGAAACCUCCAGCUGCUUACACAAGCCCCAGCAGAGAGCUCUCCGUAAACAUUUCCAGCCUCUAAAGCUGCUGUCCUGCCACUUGAUAUGAAAGUGAACUUUCCUUUGUGAAACAAACAUAAUAAAUGGCACUGCCAAGAGGUGACCAUGGGGGACUGAAGGCAAACUUGAAGUGAAAGCAGCCCACUCAAGAUGGUGCAUUCUGGGAAGAGCUGGUUUGCUGCGGAGUAAAGAUGUGGUGCAUAAUAUCCAGUGCUAAUUUGUUCAAAAUGGUCAUUGACAGACCUUUAGCUGGAAAAUUUCUUCCAGUUUUCAUCACUGUGCAUAACUUUGAGUUCCCUGUAGGGGACUGUCUAUGCCCUUCACUAGAAGUCCUGUUUUAGCAUGGCAACUACUGGAUUCUUUUAUUAUGUAUGCAGAUGGCAUGAUGUUUUAGGAAAAACUUACAGCAAUUCUCCAAUCUCAGUGGAUAUGUUCACAAUAUUACACCCCUGAUAGGAAUGUAAACGUCUUGUAUAUGUUAGUUUUGCAGUCUAAUGGUAUUCUGUUAAACGAUAUCAGCACUUCAUACGUGCUUUCCACACAGAAAUAGCACAGCCCAUAUAUAUAUAAAGGUCUUUUUAAAAUACUGAGGAUACGUUUCAGUCUUUGUGCUGAGACUGCAUCCAAACUGAAGUCCACUACUAGCAUACCUUCACUGAUUCACAGUAGAUUGUGUAGAUAGAUUUGCACGUGGCAGAAGUGUGACAUUUUAUUGAGACUUACAGAAUGGCUGUCACAGAGGUAGCCAAGAACAGGGUAGGUUGAACGAUCUGUAGGACACUGUGUCUGCUCUCCCUCCCAUCCACCAGAUGUCAAAGGUUCUCGUUUCUAGCUUGCCAAUGAGUUUUCUUACUCAGUGAGGGAGAGGAAAGGGAGAGCACCUUUCUCAGAGAUGUGUUUGACCCUGGGUUUGGUCUACAAUAAAAACAGAACAAACUGGAAGAAUUCAAGUUCUUUAUGCUGGCGACCAUUUACGUUUUGGGAAGGACUGGGGAAUCACAGUCCAAACCAAACUCUCUGAAAAAGGUAAAGUGUAAGACUACACUUCUAAGGAGCAAGACACUCCCUCUGGAGAGGGCAGACUUCUUUGUUAACUUUUUCCACUUUCUAUCCAAAACAGUACUUUGGUAGGAAAUAGGAAUAAGCAAAUGGUUCUAAUAAGCCUUUCAAUAUACUGUAGCAGGCUCAAGACUGUUGCAUUCAAUCUGAGCAUUGUUUUUUGUUCAGUCUCUGAAUGGCUGGCCUCAUCACUGGCUGUAUCACAGCUGGCUGUGGUACUGUUUUUUCCAUGGGGACUUAGUGGAAUUAACGUCUGUCCCUAACAUCAGGACCUUCCUGACAUAUUCUUUAUAAUGAACUGAUGUCAUCGGCGUACGGAGGAGGCUUACCUAUUUGUUCCUUCUUUCUCUAAAAUCAAAGGUAGCUUUUUGUGUAUUUAAAGACCAUCAUUCUCUCCAGCCUGAUAGACAGGUACUGUAGAGUUGCCAUUAGUGUGUAUGCCAAACUGUGGGUGAGAUGCCAUAGGGGUUUGAAGAUGCAGUGACCGAGAGAAGGUGCAACUAUAUCAAGGCCAAGGGACGUUUUUAGAGUAGGUUCCUGUGUUAUAAUAUUUAGCUACUGUACAGUCCAUUGCUAGAGAAUGCAAGGUCAACCACUGAGGGUGCCUGUACAACCAAGAGAUAAAUGUAUUUAGGGUGUAAUUUUUCUCAGAUGGGUGCGGGCUUUGGUUACGGCUCUCCACCCAUCUCAGAUUCAGCAUGCUGAAUGCUUCUUUACUAUUCAAUCCAGAAGGAAAAUAUUUUUAUUGAUGGCCAAGAUUUUCAGAAGCUGCUAGUGGUUUCUAAUGGUUUGGGUCUUUCCAUGGGUUUUCAAUGGAGCUCCCAAAAUUAUAAAGCAGUGAGCUUUAUAUUUCUUUCUGAAAAUCCUGGCGCCUAAUUUUAAAUUAAUUGGUGUACAAGUUCUCCUUAAGGCAUAAGAAUCUUUGCCAAUAGCAGCAUUUGCACUUUUUAGAGCUUUUCGUAGCAUUGCAGGUUGGAAUCUGAUCCUUAUUAAGAGAAGUGGCCGUGAGCCUUGCGGAAUUCCAUUGUAAGCUUCAGUAAAUUUUACAGCUCUUUCUGCUACAGAUUUUAAAAAUGCACUCUGGCAACUGACAUCAAUUUCAUGUUGGUACAGCAAUUAAAAAAGAAACAACUUGGAUAUAAAUUAUUUUUAAAAGGAGAAUGCUAUGCUUCUGCAGUAGGGAUUCUCUUAUUAUAUUACUUCCAAUGAAACAAAUCUGUAAUAAUAUGAAUGAUAAAAGAAGUGUUUAUCUUUAAAAAAAGAAGAGUGUUAUCUUAAAAGGGCGUAUGAGACAAAGUUGAGUUAGGCAAAGAGCCACUAGAAGCAUUUUUUGUAUCAAUGUUAGUUUUGAACAUCUUCCAGUGUAUGGGCAUGAAUUUAGAUGUGUGCACUUCUCCUGUUAAAACAGUUUGUUUUAAAAGCUUCCCAGGAUUUUAGCUACGGUGAUCUAGAAAAGCAGUGUUAUAGGCCCUGAGAAAUGUGAAAACAAAGUCCAGACCCUUUGUGUAGCCAAACUCAGUGAGAACUCUGCUGUAGGUGCCCAUCAGACAAAGCUCGUUGGACGGUGGUGUAGGUCUCCAUCCUACAGACAGCCUGUGCAUGUGGAUAACUCCAAAUGUGAGCAAGAAUAGUUCCCCCGAGCCCCGCAACACUCCUCACGUGUCUAACUGUCUGAAGGAGCCAUAAGGAAAUAACUGUACUUUUUGGCUUGUAUUUAACUAUUCAUCAUGUUUGGAUUUAUUUUUUUUUUAAUCGCUGUUAUUCUCCCAAAGUAGGCCAUGCUUCCUCAGGGAUAUUUAUGAAAUUGUUCUGCA
Molecule: messenger RNA, 3498 nt
Organism: Cygnus atratus (black swan)
Lineage: Eukaryota; Metazoa; Chordata; Aves; Anseriformes; Anatidae
Gene: SAMD12
Product: sterile alpha motif domain containing 12
Exons: 5
Coding region: 26-631 (201 amino acids)
Biological process (GO): cell surface receptor protein tyrosine kinase signaling pathway
Cellular component (GO): cytoplasmic side of plasma membrane
Molecular function (GO): protein binding
Source: RefSeq, a predicted model, not a curated record